GUGUUUGUACACACUCGGCGGCUGGGCCUUCCCUCCAUUGUGCCUGAUUGGCUGGCCGGCUGCGGGCGCUCUCUGCUCGGCUUGCGGGACACACCAAUGUCAGCCAUUUUUCAAUUGUGUUUGCAGCCAGCAGCCUGAGCUCUCAGCGCGCGGGGAAGCAGGUUUAGGACACUUCUGUUCUCUACACGAUGGCUCGUACCAAGCAGACAGCCCGUAAAUCCACCGGUGGGAAAGCCCCCAGGAAGCAGCUGGCGACCAAGGCGGCGAGGAAGAGCGCGCCCUCUACCGGAGGGGUGAAGAAGCCGCAUCGUUACAGGCCGGGUACCGUGGCUCUCCGUGAGAUCAGACGUUACCAGAAGUCCACUGAGCUGCUGAUCCGUAAACUCCCCUUCCAGCGUCUGGUUCGUGAAAUCGCUCAGGACUUUAAAACAGACUUGCGCUUCCAGAGCGCUGCCAUCGGUGCUUUGCAGGAGGCUAGCGAGGCCUACCUGGUCGGACUGUUCGAAGACACCAACUUGUGCGCCAUCCACGCCAAACGCGUCACAAUCAUGCCAAAAGACAUCCAGCUAGCACGUCGCAUACGCGGAGAGCGCGCUUAAAAAGAAACAAAAAAUUCCCAUCUUGUCAUCUUCGAAAAAAUAAAUAAAUCUUUUCUUCCUCGUAAUUGGUAGUUUGAGCGUUAGAUAUCUAUUUUUUUUUUCUCCAUGGGGUUAUAAAGGUACCUAAAUAUAUGGUUGUGAAUGGAAAUGUAGGGGACAGGUUCAGGUGCAGGCAAACUUCCAUUAUUUUUUUUUUUUUUCAUUUGUGUGUGAAUUUUUUUUAUUUUUAUUUUUUUCGAUGACCUUUUACAUUGACAGUGUUUCUGUCAUCUUGGCACCGCCGAGGCGGCCAUUUCACGCGCUGAAUCUCCUGUUCAGCCUUGAAAUUCAACAGGAACCCGGUCGCCUCAGAGACGUCAGGCUGGCUCGGGCCUCGCGCCUCUGCGGCGUCUCCAGUUCUUAUUGAAGUGGAUUUGUUUCAUAAACACUGGUGCUGCCCUCCGUAAAAUGGCUGCUUCCUCUCUUCAGCUCGCAAAAUGGCCGCCUCCGCCGUGUGGGGGAUGUUGGGCACGUUUUCUAUAAGCUGUUAACUACAGAAGUGAGUUAAUAACACGUCGACUUUAUAAGAAAAAAUUAUAAAUAGUGGUUUUUUUUUUGUUUUUUUUUUCUUCUGGACAAUGCCAGCAUUUGAAUUUAUAUUUGUUUUUUUUUCUU
Messenger RNA from Bufo bufo (common toad), 1253 nucleotides. RefSeq names its product histone H3.3A. The coding region runs from base 189 to 599 and encodes 136 amino acids. Gene Ontology annotation, cellular component: nucleosome. The record is from RefSeq and is a predicted model, not a curated record. The transcript is spliced from 4 exons. NCBI's taxonomy places the organism in Eukaryota, Metazoa, Chordata, Amphibia, Anura, Bufonidae. Gene Ontology annotation, molecular function: DNA binding; structural constituent of chromatin; protein heterodimerization activity.